Prunus dulcis (almond) is the source of this 1354-nucleotide messenger RNA. RefSeq names its product lysine-rich arabinogalactan protein 19-like. The record is from RefSeq and is a predicted model, not a curated record. Gene Ontology annotation, molecular function: metal ion binding. The coding region runs from base 87 to 938 and encodes 283 amino acids. Lineage: Eukaryota; Viridiplantae; Streptophyta; Magnoliopsida; Rosales; Rosaceae. The transcript has 3 exons.
CUACAUUUAUACUCUCCUCCACCCCCUCUUCUUCAUCACAUACUAAACACAUUUCCUGGUUUCUUCUCUCCUCUCCAUUGCCUCUCAUGGCUUCAGGAUUAGAGAAACCCCGAGUGACGGAGAUACAUGUCCGGAUGGACUGUAAUGGAUGCGUACAGAAGAUCAAGAAAGCACUACAUGGCAUCAAUGGUAUAUAUGACCUCUACAUUGACUUCCCACAACAAAAGCUAACAAUAAUUGGGUGGGCAGAACCUGAGAAGAUAGUCAAAGCCAUUAAGAAGACGAGGAAGAUUGCCACCAUAUGUUCCCAUACAGAGCAACAAACAGAGCCUGCUCCUCCACCAACAGAACAAGCAGCACCAGAAGGUGGUGCACCAGCUCCAGCUGAUCCUCCACCAGCAGAGCAAGCACCACCAGCAGCCGAAGCAGUGCCACCAGCCGAAGCGGCCCCACCAGCAGAACCACCAAAAGAGUCACCACCACCAGAACUUCCAACACCAGAGGCAGCACCUGUGGCUGCAGAAGCCAACCCAGGCCACCAAAUGCACCACCCUCCAAGAGAUGUUGGAGAAGUUCAUACCAUAUACCAUCAUCCACCUGAUUAUGGAUACAGAUAUGGCUACUCUCAAGGCUACACUGGGUACUGGAACAGAUACCAUAACAGCCAAGGGCAUCCACAGGAGCCUACCCCUACCCCCAUCCCAAUGGGCCCCACCCCAACACCGACGCCACCAGUCUAUGUAACACACAGCUACAACACAUACAGGCCAUCACCUUAUGUCACUGAAUAUGAGUAUAUCCAGCCACCCCCUCAACCCACACAUCUCAGUAGGAUGAAUUACUACAAUGAGGAACAUCACAUUAAUGUCAGCAAUAGCAACGGGAAUAUCACAUCAAUUUUUAGUGACGAAAAUCCGAAUGCAUGUGCCGUAAUGUAGAGAAAGACAGAGAGAGAGGUUUUGGUGCUAAAGGGUUAUCAUCUUUUUCCUCAAAGGAAUCAAUCUCGGCAAGAAAGUUAAUGGAGAAUAUAUUUAGCGGAGAAAAUAUAAUUUCUAAUAAUCAUGUGAUGAUGUUAUGGGAAGAAUGAGAUUCCAAGCUUGUAAGUGAAGAAAGAAUUGAUCCUAAGUUCCAUUGCGAGAGAGCAAGCUAAAGCAUACCGCCUGAAAUUCUAUAAAGCUGUACUUUUUAAGACCAUACUUCUUCUCAGCCAUUCAUUUGUCCAUAAACAUUUACUUGUUUUCAUUAUUAUCUCCUCUUUGGACUUCUGCACUUGAAAAGUGGAAAGAGCUUUCCCCAGCCUGAGUUUCCCGAAUUAUGUAUCCACAGAAGCAAGAAGUGAAAACUUCAAUUUCCA